AUAGUCAAACGAAAAUUAUUAGUUUGUAAAUUGAAAUAUUCACCAACGAAUUUGUGAAUCUCAUAAUAUAAAUAAGCCCGUGAUCGUUUACAUUCGUUAAGUGUGUAUGUGUGCGUGUCAAAUUUGUAAACAGUCUCGAACGAAUAGUCUAAAAGUUAUGAAGGAUUUAUGCCGAUCGAUGAAUUUGCUAAAGCAUAGUUUAGAUCAAGAACAAGUAUCGUACAAUCCAGUCAAUAAUUCAAGCUCGGACGCAGAUUCGAACUACGGAUUCGACGUCUACUCACCGUCUUUGCAUUCAAUGUAUCAUCCAUUCCCCAAUGUAAUGUCACCUGGCGUUAUAGACGCGAGUGAUGUCGGGAAACAGACACCUGCGCAACAAGAGAAGCAUAUUAAGAGGCCUAUGAACGCGUUUAUGGUGUGGGCCCGCGAGAAACGAAAGUUGAUUUCCCAAGAGAAUCCAAAGAUGCACAAUUCGGAGAUCUCGAAGAUGCUCGGCGUAAUGUGGAAGGAACUCACCGAGGAAGAUAAAAUUCCUUAUAUUGAGAAGUCGAAACGUCUGCGUAUUCAGCUCCUAAAGGAUCAUCCGGAUUACAAGUAUAAGCCUCGAAGAAAGGCCAAAACACUGCCAGGCCAAUCUAUAGCCAUGGGACUAUCUUCGAGACAUUGCGCCAGUUUUCCUAUAUCGCCUUACAGUACGCCACUCGUCAAUCCUUCGGCUAUGGCUCAUGCAUUGCCCAUGGGAUACUAUCCGUAUCCCAGGUCAGUCCGUUUUAAGUUGAGGGACCCAGAUGUGUUGUCUACGUCAAUGGUUUCAGCUGAUGGCAACAACAAUGCGUCCUUGGACGUCAAUAGCUUAUAUCAAUUUUACUCGAUGGCACCGGCAGUUGGUAAUCCGACAUUGGCGCAGCAUCACCUGAACUCGUUCUUCCCGACCAGCCAUCAUACAUUAGGAACCAACAGUCUCCAUUCCCAAAUGAUGUUGCCCUCCACGUCCGAAGGUACAGGAAGCGAUAAAUCCAUCAACACUGAUGCCAACCUAUCACAACCUACUUCGUUAUCGAUGCACUCCCCUGAAGCAUCGACAUCAUCUGGGUCAUCUGCGUUGGAUCCCGAUUGGUAUAGAUACAAUCCGGCUCCGUUUUCACGAUGAAAUAUGAAGAUAUACGUAAUACGAUUCGGGUUAUCAUUACCAUGUACCUGCAAAAAG
Mycetomoellerius zeteki is the source of this 1207-nucleotide messenger RNA. Its product is annotated as SOX domain-containing protein dichaete. The record is from RefSeq and is a predicted model, not a curated record. Bases 107 to 1150 code for a protein of 347 amino acids. Gene Ontology annotation, biological process: positive regulation of transcription by RNA polymerase II; cell differentiation. The transcript is spliced from 2 exons. Gene Ontology annotation, molecular function: DNA-binding transcription activator activity, RNA polymerase II-specific; RNA polymerase II cis-regulatory region sequence-specific DNA binding. NCBI's taxonomy places the organism in Eukaryota, Metazoa, Arthropoda, Insecta, Hymenoptera, Formicidae. Gene Ontology annotation, cellular component: nucleus.